This is a messenger RNA of Linum tenue, 930 nucleotides long. The record is from the annotation of a GenBank genome assembly. Lineage: Eukaryota; Viridiplantae; Streptophyta; Magnoliopsida; Malpighiales; Linaceae.
AUGGCCUCCUCCUUCACCGGCAACGCCGCCACCUCGUCGUCGUCGCUGGACCGGGUCAAGGGGUCGUGGAGCCCGCAGGAGGACGCCACCCUGGUCAAGCUGGUCCAGCAGCACGGCCCAAGGAACUGGUCCAUGAUCAGCACCGGGAUCCCCGGCCGGUCGGGGAAAUCGUGCCGGCUGCGGUGGUGCAACCAGCUGUCGCCGGAGGUGCAGCACCGGCCGUUCACUCCGUCGGAGGACGCCGUCAUCGUCCGGGCCCACGCCGUCCACGGGAACAAGUGGGCCACCAUCGCCCGCCUCCUCCCCGGGCGGACCGACAACGCGAUCAAGAACCACUGGAACUCCACGCUCCGCCGGAAGCGCGUGGCGGGGACGGGGGAGGAGCUCGCGUCGUCGUCCGCGUCCGAGUCGAACUCGGUGAUGAAGCGGCCGUGUCUGCAGGACGCGUUGGCCGAGUCGGAGGGCGAGUCCGGGGUUAAUAAGAAGAUCUGCUUGCGUCACGAUGACGUCAAUAAUAAUAAUAAUAAUGGUAUUAUUUAUAAUAUUGAUAAUAAUAAUGAUAAUGAUGAUAAAAGUAAUGAGAAUGGUAAGAUGGGUGAGGGCGGUGGAGGGGAGAUUAUUACGGGCGGACCGGAGACUUCGCUGACGCUGUCGCCGCCGGGGGAGGGGGUAGUUAAUGCGGCGGGAGAGAAGGAGGAAGAGGCGGCGGCGGCGGUGGGAGGGGACGACGGAGGGAGGCGGCGGGUGAAGAAGGUGGAGGAGGAGGGGAAGUGGUUGAAGACGGCGGAGGUGGGGGAGAGUUGUUUGUUGGGGAUCAUGCAAAGGAUGAUAGCGGAGGAAGUUAGGAGUUAUGUGGACAGAUUAAGAGCGCAUGAUGGUGGGCUUGUUAUUGGGCCUGAUACUAAGCCCGUGGGUCCUAAGGAUGUGUAA